GAUGAAAACCGCAGUGAUAGGUUUUGAGGAAGACAGAAAGGACUGGAUUGCACACCUUUCACGUUGCGUUGUUGGAUGCACACCUGGAAUAUGUGCUUCUGGAGCCAGGCAAACUUCAGAGGCACCUAAACAUCUGGGUUCAACUGCUCUUCAGCUCAUAGGCUUUUCCGCACUACACUUCCAUUUUCUCUUAAUCCGCUCCUGUGGAUCCAAGGCUCUACACAAUGAGCGACGGCAAAGAGAAACCCCAGGGCAGCAAAAAAGGGCCCAAUGUCAAGCCUAAAAGUAAGGGCAGCUUCAACCUGGGAACUUCAGAGCGACGACAGAAGCCCGACAAGCCUCUUAGGAGAAGCCGCAGCAAUGAGGUGGAAAACCGGCGUCGUGAAGGUAGCCGGGGUAGAGAACGGGACCGGAAGGAGAGCGUAAAGCAACAACGGGGUCGGAGCGAGGAGGGAAGGAGGCGAGAUCUCGACCACGAGCCUGGACACUACAAGACGGAGCAACCCAGAGACGACCUGGAAGACACCGAGUGCAUUGUGUGCUUCUGCAGCUUCGACAACGUCUUCAAGACUCCCAAGUUACUUUCCUGCGGACACACGUUCUGCCUGGAAUGCCUGGCACGCAUCAACGUCAGUUCUCCCGAGCUCAAGAUGCUGAUUUGCCCCAUCUGUCGGGAGCUGACGGUAAUCCGACACGGCCGAGAUCUGCCUCACCUGGGAAAUAACGAAGACAUCUUCCGGAAACUUCCGGCCGACAUGCAAAGGGCGCUUUCCGUACGCUUUAAACGCAGCAAGGGCAAACUCAUCCUUAAGAAUCCAACACCAAACAGCUUUAUUAAGACCAGCUUAAACCUGCCGGUGUUAAAGAAGAAAGAGGAGCGGGCCGGUAAUAACCCACUUGGAGUCAUGGAGGAAGGUCUGGGCCAGGCGACUAUGAUCGACGUGGGAAGACCGCCCAGCAUGAUGAGGGGUCGCAUGAGAAGGUUAAUGUAUUCCAAUCAGUGCUAUUAUGCCGUACUUGGAGCCAUUAUCAUAAUCACCGUGGCUCUGAUGCUGGUCGGCAUCUUCACCUUUGUGGUGAUGCCCUUUAUGCAUAAACCAAUACAAGUCCCGAACACAACUUCUCCAAGCCCAUCACCUUAAGGGAUGAUGAAAACACACAGCACUCAAGAAGGAUGACGGGCAAAGCAAACAAGCUGGAUUCUUAUAGUGGAGCCCGUUGCAUUGAACACAACACUGCAUGUUUUGUAUGCGUUUGUGUAAGAAGCUUCAGACAGGGUCGAUUGGAAUGAACUGGAAAAACUUGAACAUAUCAUACACUGAAGGCUGUUGAGCAUGGACAUAUUUUACACAGACUGAGACAUUAUUAUGCAAAGGUCUGUAAGAACAAGAGGCAAUGGUGACGUCUAUCUGACCAGUGAUGAAUUUUCUAAACUAUGAAUCAAUUUAGGUUUUUUUUUCUAAAAGGGCUGGAUAAUAUUAAAUAAUAAUACUAUUGUACAAUAUUACUAUCCCCUUUGAUUUCAUGAAGAAUUCUGUUUUUUUUUAUGUACUGUAAGGUAUUUUGUAUCUAUAUGGUUUGUGGUAUUGGCGCGGAAAGACAAAAAUGUGACAACAAAUGUGACAAUGUGACAACCAAUGCAAAUAAUAUCAGUCUGAAAAUGUACAUGACAGCACAAAUGUUCUUUCUCAUGUUGGAAAGACAUUUAUUAGAAAUGUAUAAUUCUUUGAAUUAUACUGCACAUAAUGUAAAUAACACACUCUUAAUUUUAUAAUUAUAAUGUAUGUUCAUAGUUUUUUAUUCAUUUGCACAAAUGGGGAGAGACAAAAAAGUGGAAAAUAAUAAACGUUUUAGACCAUU
This is a messenger RNA of Rhinichthys klamathensis goyatoka, 1860 nucleotides long. It is a transcript of the gene rnf183, whose product is annotated as ring finger protein 183. Gene Ontology annotation, biological process: protein ubiquitination. Gene Ontology annotation, molecular function: ubiquitin protein ligase activity. The transcript has 2 exons. The record is from RefSeq and is a predicted model, not a curated record. The coding region runs from base 225 to 1142 and encodes 305 amino acids. NCBI's taxonomy places the organism in Eukaryota, Metazoa, Chordata, Actinopteri, Cypriniformes, Leuciscidae.